This is a messenger RNA of Daucus carota subsp. sativus, 1843 nucleotides long. Its product is annotated as magnesium transporter MRS2-1. The transcript has 5 exons. Gene Ontology annotation, molecular function: magnesium ion transmembrane transporter activity. Gene Ontology annotation, biological process: magnesium ion transport. The record is from RefSeq and is a predicted model, not a curated record. NCBI's taxonomy places the organism in Eukaryota, Viridiplantae, Streptophyta, Magnoliopsida, Apiales, Apiaceae. Bases 454 to 1668 code for a protein of 404 amino acids.
UCUUAUUUAUAGUUAAACAACAUGAUCCGCUUCUACACAAGUUUGGAGCUUUCAAUGACCUGAAAAGGUCAGCUUGAAGGGGAGUAUUGAGUCUAUUGACCCACACCAUUCCAACUAUCACUCCAUGUCACCUCAUCAAGUCCACUUGUCAUUUAUUUACUUGCUUUUUUGUCCAUUAUUGUAUUUGUGUUAUGUGUUACUAUUCCUGGUAUAAGAUGAGAUAGGUUGUUAGAAUUUAAGGAUAUUACCUUGCAUGUGCUUUCAUACCUGAUCAUAUGCUUAUAAUGGGUUGCAGUGGCAAUACUUUAUUUUGAAUGGUGGAGACAAGAUUUGUUAGGCACGGAGCUGCACUAUCUUCUCCACAUUUCCUGCAUCUUAGAUCUUGCACUCAUCUAGAUUUAAUCAACAACAAUUUUUUCUCAUUAUGUUCUAUUUCGUUUUCUAUAGUUUUUAAUGGCUGACCUCGAAGAUCAACUCGUCCAUGCUAGACCAAUUGCACGGAACCAUGGUCUUCGCUUAUGGUUUCAUAUUGAUGCAUCAGGGAACUCCGAAUUGAUCGAGAUUGAUAAGUUAACAAUGAUGCGUCGGUGUGAUCUUGCUGCAUGUGAUGUACGCUUGCUUGAUCCGUUAUUUGUUUAUCCCUCAAGAAUUCUUCAAAGAAAGAAUGCAAUAGUUUUGAACAUGGAGCAGAUUCGAUGUAUUAUUACAGCUGACGAGGUUUUUCUCUUGAAUCCUCUAAAGAGCGACGUAGUGCAGUGUGUGGAGGAGCUAAGAAGACGAUUAACAACUGCUGGAGCAGGGGACUUCUUGCAGCCAGAAGGUGCUGAGUUACGCAAAAGAAGAGGAAGGCUAUUUAGUAAUAUUUUUGACAACUCAACUGAUUUACCCUUUGAAUUUAAGGCGUUUGAAGUAGCCUUAGAAGCUGUUUGUACAUUAUUGGAUAGUCAGACAAUAGAAUUGGAGAUGCACAUCUAUCCCCUGCUAGACGAAUUGACGUCAAGGAUUAGUACCUCGAACUUGGACAGAGUUCGUCGGUCAAAAAGAAGUCUUGUUGCAUUGACACGAAGAGUUCAGAAGGUUAGAGACGAGAUAGAGCAGCUACUGGACGAUGAUGGAGAUAUGGCUGAAAUGUAUCUCACUGAAAAGAAGAGCAGAAUGGAGUCGGCUGCAUUCUUUGAUGAUCAAUCUAUGUCAAGAUCCGGAUCCAAUGAUGUCACGCAAUCAGCUUCUGCUCCUAUUAGUCCUGUUUCUUCACCCCCUAAGAGGAGGCCUGAAAAAUCUUUUAGCAUAGCCAAAAGUAGGCAUGAGAGCAUAACUAGUGCAAGCGAGAGUGUAGUAGAGCUGGAGAUGUUGUUGGAGGCUUAUUUUGUCGACAUUGAUAGCACCCUUAACAAGCUGAAAGUGAUGAAGGAGUAUAUUGAUGACACUGAAGAGUUUCUGGACUUUAAGCUGGAUAAUAUACGAAACCGGCUUAUAAUGUUUGAGGUUUUACUCGCUACAGCUGCAUUCAUUGUUGCCGUCUUUGGUGUGUCAUCGGAUUUUGAAACAUAUAUGUUCCAGUAUUCAAAAUUCAAGUGGAUCCUGAUAGGUACCGGAAUCAUGGGGUUUUUCAUAUUUUCCAGUGUUUUAUGGUACUUUAGAAUUAGAAAGCCGUUCUGGAUGACAUGAGGGGAAGAAACAACAUGGAUUCUUGUGAUGUGGUUAUGCCCCAAAUUCCCAGUCUGUCCCAAAUCUAGUUCCUCAACACAGUUGGUUAAAUAUGGUUUACCAGUAUUUUAAAGUAUUUUUUUUCAUUCAUGAAAUCCGAGGGUAUUCGAUUGAGAUUGUUUGAAAUCUAUUAAAA